AUGGGAUCAAAGAUUUGGGGGGAUCCAAUCAUUAGAGGCUCUCAGACUCUCACUGCUUCUCAUCGCAUUCAUGUAGCAAGGGGGAUGGAUUCAAUUUCAUCACUAGCGUCAUCAGAAAAGCUUCUUUCAAUUUCAGAUUCUAAAGGAAAUCACGAAGUGCACCAGAAAAAUCAAUUCCUUUCUGACUUAAAUCCCAUCUGUACUUCAAAUGCUUCACCCUCAGGAUCCAGAGAAAGUUUCGUUCCUCUAAAUCUAUUGAAAACACUUCCAGCAUUACCAACAGAAGACGCAUCUGAUGAGUCAGCUUCUUCAACUGCUACAUCUAGAUUUCCAUAUUUGACAUUGUUUCUGCAGGAGCCCUCCAUGCUGUUUUCAUCAUCCUCAAAGGUCACUGAGUCGCUAGGCAAGCCCAAAAAUUGUGAAUCUCACCCAAAGAUUUCAGACACUUCAUUUUCUGUGUCCCAGUGUCAUGCAAUUCACAGCAAGGCAGUUACGGAUCCACUCAAAAUGAAUCAGAGUCCUAAAAACUUCCGAUCCAGGUCUUUUAAUGACUAUUGUUUGAGCACCAGCAAGACUCAGCCUAUGAAGUAUGCUGGACGAGGCAAGCUGUUUAAGGGGGUGAGGCAAAGACACUGGGGAAAAUGGGUUGCAGAGAUUAGACUGCCAAGGAAUAGAACGAGGGUUUGGCUAGGGACAUUUGACACAGCCGAAGAUGCAGCCAUGGCCUAUGACACAGCUGCAUACAUACUUCGUGGAGAAUAUGCUCAACUGAACUUUCCAGAUCUAAAGCAUCACAUCAAGGCCAAUUCUUUGAAUGGAACAACAGCUGCCCUCCUCGAGGCAAAGCUUCAAGCAAUAUCACAAGGAAUUUCUUCUCAAAAAGUGCCCACUGAUUCUCUGCCAGGAUCAUUGGAUAAGAACCCAGCUGACAACACCAAAAUCGAUGGUAAAAAUCAGAAUCCAGCUAAAAAAGAAUGGCAGUUUGAGAUAGAGAACAAGGUUGGAGCUGAUACAGUUGAGAGAAGCAAAAAUAAUCAGCAGGAGAUAUCGGGCGUGGAAGCUAUUCAGUUAAGUAGAAUGCCCUCAUUAGAUAUGGACAUCAUUUGGGAUUCUCUUUUAGUCCCCGAUGCAUGACCAAUUUAAGUUUUCAUUUCAAAAGCUUAUAUGAUCCCCGUAUCGUUCAUAAACUGCAUUCGUCGUCAGUUCAUUCUGAAUUUUACAUAUCACAGCACACCACGCCGACACACUGAAUCUUCCGAAUUCUGAUUCUGCUAUCUUGAAAUUAUAUAUUGAAAGUCGAAUUGUUAUUGAUGCCUUUGGGCUCCGGUCUCUUGCUUCGUUCUAUUCAGACAUUUACCACCUUUACGCCACGACGAACUUAUGAUUUCUAAACUAAAACUUGAUUGGAUUACUAAGAAUCCUUUCGCUAAAAAAGAGCAAUGUGUUGAACAAAAAGCACGAGCCUGGAAACGAAUACCAGGGGCGAACAUGAAAAAACCUAGAUUUCAAUAUCUAUGAAAAGAGAGUGAAGCUACAAAACGAUCUGAAAU
Molecule: messenger RNA, 1550 nt
Organism: Neltuma alba
Lineage: Eukaryota; Viridiplantae; Streptophyta; Magnoliopsida; Fabales; Fabaceae
Product: ethylene-responsive transcription factor ERF062
Exons: 2
Coding region: 1-1134 (377 amino acids)
Biological process (GO): regulation of DNA-templated transcription
Molecular function (GO): DNA binding; DNA-binding transcription factor activity
Source: RefSeq, a predicted model, not a curated record